AAGACGGAUACCAAUAGUGAUCCCAGACAUACGGACUAUUCGGGACACAAAAAGCGACUUGCCUCGUCCUGUGCGCUAGGAGUCGGAGGGUUGUCAUUACCUGAGGAACCCCGUUUAACGGAUUAUGAGUUCCGGUGCCCGGAAAUGCUUCCCCUUCGUUCUCCUUCUCUCAUUCGCACUCAUCUCAUCUUAACGACGUUUUGCGAGCCAUUAUAUCUUGCAGUCAGUUGUAUGCUGGCGUCAAACUUUUAGCAAUAUUUCAUGUUCAGCCGACCAUGUAUACGACUGCAGCCGGGUCUUGAUUGACCAGCAGCCUAGUCCGUCGGAAAUGGGGCUAACGGCCAAUCCUAAUAACGUCAAGUUUUCAAAUGUUCAAUUUGACCCCCAGUUACGAAGCAGUUGGGCUCAAGUAUCGCAUUGGUACAUGAAACCUCGAACCUGUUUUUUUUAAAUCAAUGACUUAGGAGUAAAGAUCGAUAACGAAGUACACUUACCCGUAUCUGUCUAAAACAUUUAGCCACGCUAACCGGGCAUCCCACCAAUACACGCCUUCAAUUCAUAUACGUUCCAGUAAUGCAAUAUUCAAGUGACGAGCGCUGUUUACAGCUUAUUUUGCUUACGUACGAUCCGUGUAUGGAUACAGCACUAGCGUCAUUUGAUAUCGGAGAGACCAAUGCCCAUGCGGUGCGGGGCCCGCACCAUUGGAAAAUCGUUUCGUUAGAAUCUUGUAAAAUGUAGCGUGAUGUCAUAUCAAAUAGCCGAACAGUUGAAUGCACGUUAUGUUUUAAAGUUCAGCUGGCCGCUGCGACGCUUGCUGUAAAUAUGAAGCUUGAAAUGGCUCGCACCUAUAGCCCGUCUUUGGCACCGCGAGCGCGUAUAAACGGUGUGGAUGCUUAUCUCCUAUGCAGGCUGCCGGGAGAGGCAAGCCUUUUUUAUUACUGAUUCGUGCGAGACAGCCUUUUUGAGGACAGUCUACACCUAUUCAAGUCUGAGUACCUCUGCCAUGCUUCAUAUUGGUAUCUUGGUCCUUUAUAUCGUAUUAUUUACUUUAAAAAUGGGGCACUGGUCCGAAUCAUGGACAUUAAAUGCUGACCUCAAGGCUUGUGGAGCACAGGUCUGUUCGUGAUCAGCUGGAUAUAGGCCUGAAUAAAUUGCCCUCCUGUGCGGCACCUAGACCACUCCGGAGCAGUGAUGACCGAAAGCCUGCGCCACCAGACCACUCCGGAGCAGUGAUAGCCGAGAGCCUGCGCCGCCAGACCACUCCGGGGCAGUGAUGACCGAGAGCCUGCGCCACCAGGCCACUCCGGGGCAGUGAUGACCGAGAGCCUGCGCCACCAGGCCAUUCCGGAGCAGUGAUGGCCGAGAGUCUGCGCCACCAGACCACUCCGGAGCAGUGAUGACCGAGAGUCUGCGCCCCCAGACCACUCCGGAGCAGUGAUGACCGAGAGUCUGCGCCACCAGACCACUCCGGAGCAGUGAUGACCGAGAGCCUGCGCCACCAGACCACUCCGGAGCAGUAAUGACCGAGAGUCCGCGCCACCAGACCACUCGGGAGCAGUGAUGACCGAGAAUCUGCGCCACCAGACCACUCCGGAGCAGUGAUAACCGAGAGUCUGCGCCUCCAGGGACCUGAUGCGGCUGAUCGAGGCCACUGGCGCCACCAUCGCCUCGCAGGCGGACGCCAUCAACUCGGCAGAGCUGGUGGUGGUGGCCGUGGCGCGUCGCUUUUACGACGCGUUGCCGCUGGCGCUGCUGCAGAACAAAGUCCUGGUGGACGUCAGCAACCGUGACGACGCGGUGCGCCGUCGCAGCGUGCUCUCCAACGCUGAGUACCUGCAGGAGCUGGUCCCCUCAGCACGUGUCGUCAAAGCAUUCAACGUGCUGUCCGCCUAUCUGCUGGAAACGGGCGGCAUCCAAGGCAGCAAGGAGGUUCCACUAGCGACCGACUCAGAGAGCGCUCGGGCCAAGGUGGUCCAGACCGUGCGGGACCUGGGCUUCACUCCUGUGGACAUGGGCCCCCUGCGCCAGGCCCGGCACAUCGAGGAUAUCCCGCUACACUUCUUCAGGCAGUGGAGGGGCGCGUUCAUAGUCGUCGCGGUUAUUUUUCUCGUCGGAUAUGUUUUGAACUUCAUCAAGUUCCAGCUGUGUCACAACCUGACGAAAAACGAGACCUGGGACUGGUCCGUGUUCAAACAAAUUCUGAUGACAAACUUCAACCGCAACCUGGGAGUUGUCGCCCUCACAAUACUUGGUGCCGUAUAUAUGGCAGGCAUCAUAGCUGCUUUCCUCCAGUUGUACCGGGGCACAAAAUAUGCGCGCUUCCCCGCCUGGCUAGACAGGUGGCUGCGCAUGCGCAAACAGCUCGGCCUGCUGAUGCUAGCAAUGGCUGCUACGCACGGCUGUAUGUCGCUGGGCAUCUAUCACCCACAUCACCAGUAUGACUGGCUGUUCGAACCGCCGAAGACAGUCAGAGCCGAGGUCAAGGUCAACGGCACCUUCGAGGUGCAAACGGUCGACAUCUGGCAACAUCACCCCAACUGGCGAGGAGAGGUUUUUCUUACCCUGGGGGCUGUGACGCUCUGUCUGCUGAGCAUCCUGGGCAUCUCGUCCCUGCCGUCGGUCACCGACCGACUGACCUGGCGCGAGUUCAGCUUUAUCCAGUCCAAGCUGGGCUGGACGGCACUCGUGGCCGGCUUCCUGCACAACCUGGUGCUCGGCUGGGACUACAUGCUGACCGCCUACGACUGCUACUUCCCCACCGGCCUUCAGUACGCGCUGUAUCUGCCGCUACUCUGCUUCAUCGGCAAGCUGAUUCUGCUGGUGCCGCCGGUGAACCGGCGUCUGGUCAACAUCCGGUCCGGACUGAUUAGCCGGCCGGUCUCACAGGCGUGAGCAAGUACUGCCGCGAUGGCCGUGGCGGACUCCCGAGGAGUCCACGUGGCGGGACUCCCGGGGGAGCGGCGUGGCGGGACUCCUCGGAGGAGCGGCGUGGCGGGACUCCUCGGAGGAGCGGCGUGGCGGGACUCCCGGAGGAGCGGCGUGGCGGAAUUCUCGGAGGAGCAGCGUGGCGGGACUCCCGGAGGAGCG
Pollicipes pollicipes is the source of this 3087-nucleotide messenger RNA. RefSeq names its product metalloreductase STEAP3. Gene Ontology annotation, molecular function: ferric-chelate reductase (NADPH) activity; cupric reductase (NADH) activity. The transcript has 8 exons. Gene Ontology annotation, cellular component: endosome; plasma membrane. Bases 1633 to 2892 code for a protein of 419 amino acids. Gene Ontology annotation, biological process: copper ion import. The record is from RefSeq and is a predicted model, not a curated record. Lineage: Eukaryota; Metazoa; Arthropoda; Thecostraca; Pollicipedomorpha; Pollicipedidae.